AUGGCGGCUGAGGGUGAGGGCAUUGCGGCGGUUCCAAUCGCGGCACGUCCCCUGCCGGCGAGUGUUCCUCCGGCGGCGUCGGGUUCUACGACGCUCGAUGCGACGGCCGAGGGAAUGGAGAGGGAGCACGCGCUUGCGGCUCUUAUACAGUUUAGAAAGUUUGAUCCACCGAUCUUCGACGGUAAGAAGGUCGAGCCAUGGAUGGUUGAGUCAUGGGUGGACUCGAUGGAGACCCUAUUUGAGGACCUUUACACAUUGGAGAAAGAUAAGGUCCCCUUUGCCACUCAUUGCUUAGAGCGAACGGCGAAGGUGUGGUGGAAGCGGAUUAAGCGGGAUCGGGCUUCCGACCUUUCGCCGUUGACGUGGGAAGAGUUUCGGGGGUUGUUGUUUGUCAACUACUUCCCCGAUAGCGAGAAGAAGAAGCUCCAGGAACAGUUCAGGAAGUUAAAGCAAGGAGGCGGCUCAGUUGCAGAGUAUGAGCGGGAGUUCUCACACAUUAUUGACUGCAUCCCUGACGUAGUGCGAAGUGACCGGGAUCGAGCCGAUUGGUUCGAGCGAGGGCUCCGGCCCGACAUGUAUAAGGCGGUCCGUAUCCUAAAGCUUACUAGCUUCGCGGAGGUGCUCGACAGAGCGUUGUGGGCGUAG
This is a messenger RNA of Ananas comosus (pineapple), 645 nucleotides long. RefSeq lists its product as uncharacterized. The record is from RefSeq and is a predicted model, not a curated record. Lineage: Eukaryota; Viridiplantae; Streptophyta; Magnoliopsida; Poales; Bromeliaceae. Bases 1 to 645 code for a protein of 214 amino acids. The transcript has a single exon.